Messenger RNA from Astyanax mexicanus (Mexican tetra), 1641 nucleotides. RefSeq lists its product as uncharacterized. The record is from RefSeq and is a predicted model, not a curated record. Gene Ontology annotation, molecular function: protein binding. NCBI's taxonomy places the organism in Eukaryota, Metazoa, Chordata, Actinopteri, Characiformes, Acestrorhamphidae. The transcript has 4 exons. The coding region runs from base 16 to 846 and encodes 276 amino acids.
CCACUCACACAGCAAAUGAGUGAAGAGAAGAGAAGAGAAGAGACGAGAAGAGAAGAGAAGAGAAGAGACGAGAAGAGAAGAGAAGAGAAGAGAAUGAAGUCUUUUGUAGCAGUGCUGGUGUUACUAAGCACUAGUGUGGUGAUGAGCAAAAAUGACAUACUUAAGCAGCUUCAAUCUGGAGAGGAACAGAGCCUUAAAAACGAAAUUCAAGCUGAAGUUCAGGAAACUGAGGCCACAGUCUCCAACCAAGAAAACUGCCAGCCUGACAUCCAGAUGCUGCUGAGAGAGCUGAGCGUUAAGCUUGCAGAGCAAAGUGUGGAGCUGAGAAACAUCAAGAGCCAAAUGAGCACAGUGGAGAAACAGUUGGAGGAACUGAAGAAGCAGAACGAAGGCAGUGAGAAACAGCUAGAGGAACUAAAGAAGAAGAAUGAAGAUAAAAUAGCCUUUUCAGCAUCCCUUUCUGCAUCUGGUGAGAGUAAAUAUACUGGACCCUUCAAUACGGAAGUUACUCUGAAGUACACCAAUGUCUUUGUGAACACUGGCAAUGCUUACAAUUCAAACACAGGAAUCUUUACAGCGCCGAUCAGAGGAGUCUACACGUUCAGAUUCUCCAUUACUGGACAUGGUAGCGAUUCAUCUACCGGAGCGCGUCUUUUUAAGAAUGGACGUCAUGUGGUUAUCGCUUACUGUCAUCAACCCAGUCAUGUAGUGAGCACCACCAAUGGAGCAUCUCUGCUCCUGGAAGUGGGAGAUGUGGUGUAUGUACAACUGUUCCCCAAAUCUAAAAUAUUUGAUAAUGGAAAUUUCUAUAACACAUUUAGUGGUCAGUUACUUUUCACAGUGUAGAAGGAAAACUUGGACUGUUAAUCUCAAUGUAUUAUUAAUGAAAAAUAAUUACAAUAAAAAAUGACUUCUUCACAAAUGAAGGAAAUCAAACACUUUGUUUAUCAAAUGUUUUUAGAAAAAUGUUUACCUCACACUUUACAAGACAUAAAGUAUUCACUGCCAACAUAGGUCUUGGUGUCAAAUACCCAGAGAUAGCUUGUUGCAUUGGCAGUAUAGGCAAAAGCUAGGGGCAUCGUCCUACCAUAGGGGCAUUAUUUUUUGUGUAUUUAACUUUGAAAUAUUACAAAUAAAAACACCAUACAGCCUUAGUCUAAUAAUAUUAGACCUAAUAAUAAUUAAUGUGUUCCGUGCUUGUACACUGCAGCAUCCCCCUGAUAAAAAUACCCCCACACAUUACCCUGCUUAUCUGUGGGGAAGAGUGAGUGGCAAGCUGCCAGCACUAUGUCCAACAGGCCAAAGCCCUCUGGUGCCCAGAGGAGGAAAUUAAGAAAAGUGGACAAAAAACAUCAAAAACCAGAAAUAAUGUAGUUUAAUGAAUAAACAUUUUUUUCUGUUGCAUAGUUAUCUAAGCCCCACCCUAAAUUCAAUAAGAACAUUUAGAACAAAAAAAUAGGUGUUGGUUUAUAUUAAAUGUGCAGUCUGCACAAAGCUUUCAAUAGCUCUCUUCCUGAAGAAACCUUCUUGUCAGAAAUCUUAGUCUAUUUAACAAGCCAGUGCUGGCCGUUCCCGUUACCGUUGAUUGUAAUGUGUGUCAUUUUGUAAAUAUUAAAUAAAAGGCUUUACAUUUUCAUUUCA